This is a messenger RNA of Clunio marinus, 3431 nucleotides long. The record is from the annotation of a GenBank genome assembly. Lineage: Eukaryota; Metazoa; Arthropoda; Insecta; Diptera; Chironomidae.
GUAGGUAGUGAUAUCAUGAGUCUUAGUUAAAUGACAAAAAAAAAGUUCCUUCAACUCUUCUUCAUAUAGAUAUUGACGAGAAAAGUUUUUCUUCAUUUGCGUAAAAAAGGGAGUGUUGACUGUUUGAUAAUGAUUUGCAUUUGUGAAAACUUAAAUAGAUAUUAAACAAAUAAACCAGUGUUAGCAUAUUAUUUGCGAGUGAGGAUUAUCCUUAAGUUGAAAAAUUAUAUAAACUUCAUCUACCGACAAAUAUCUAAUUAAAAAUAAAAUAAUUUUUAAAACAAAUAUCUGAACGUGUACAAACAAAAAUUCAUCAUGUUGGAUCAUUCACCAAAUCAGUAAUAAAAUUGAAUGCGAAUACAAAUCUAUUUCGUAGUACUAUUUGAUAGAAAAAUAAAUACAUAAAUCCUACACAUUUGAAAAAUGGAAAAGCAGGAAGUAUCCCAAAAGACUCCAAAUAAAACUCAAGUCGAUGACCUUUCUGAAAAAUUAUCGAUUGCUGUGAAACUUUCGGUAUCGCCGAAGGAAAACUACGAGUCUCAAAAUAUCCUAAAUACUACACGCAAACCUCCAGGCUUAGCUAAAAGAAUUCUUCUUUCUGUUGAUCAUACAAAAAAUGAAGGAUUAAAUCAUUCAUAUCAAGAAUCAAAUCAAAAGAAGUCUACAUUUGAUGAUGAACUUAGAUUUUUAGGAGAAUUUUCUUCGCCUCAGGAACAACAACACUUCCAACAACAAAAACUUUUAGAAUUUCAACAACAAAAUAAAUUGCAACAAGUGGAAAAAGUUUUACCCUUAGAUAAUUUCGGAGAUUUUAACUCACAACACUCGUCUGCUACUUUCAUAGGACAACAAUUAGCUCUUUUGAAGCAAAUGCAACAAAAACAACAAUAUGAAAAUCUCUUGCGUCAACAAUAUGAAAACAGAGAUAUUAUAGAAGAAUUUAAUAACGCUGAAAACUUCCCAACUUCAUUUGACAACGAAUGCUCCUCUCAGUGUUAUUCCGAAGAACUCACGUUGCCAUCAAAUGUUAUUAUUGUUGAUGAUGAUAAUAAUUUAGAAUCAAAUCAUCAGCUGACAACUUCAUCACCACCAGAAAUUUGUGAAAAUAUGUUAAAUUUGAAAGACAAAUUACGAACAAAAUUUUCCGAAUCAGAGUCUGACGCUGAAAAUGGAAAUGCUUACAGUACAAGUGAGGUGGAAAGUCACCAAAGAAAUGAUGAAUUUGAAGAACAAGUUUCUUGUUUAAAUCGUCAAUCUAAAGGUGAAAACGAUGAAAAAGCUGAGUUAGAAACUGAUCAGCUCCUUGGACAAGAAGAAAUCAAUGAAAUACCAAAUGGAUCAUGCAAAGAAAAUCUCACAAAAAUUGAAUGUGCUAAUGGAAAAAUUAUUUUACAAUCUAAAACAAUUGUUAAUAAAACUCCAACAUUUAUACGGCAAGGAAAUGGAAUUCAAAUGAUUUAUCCAGUUGAAAAAUCGAAAGAUGAAGGAAUCAGUAAAAAGUUUACGAUAGCAUCAUUUAUUAAAGAUAAAAGUAAUUCAAAAGAAUUUUCCAUCACGUCUGCGGAUAGUUUUGAGAACAAUAAGAAAGGUAUGAAAAUUGUUUAUUAUUUAAAGAAAAAUCAUCGUUUAAGUCAUGUUUUGUUAGCACCACUACUUGAUCUUGAUGUGCUUGUUGAAGGAGUUGUAUUCAGAACACGAUAUUUGGGAUCUACACAAUUAUUUUGUGAAGGAAAGCCAACAAAAUCUACUCGACUGAUGCAAGCAGAAGAAGCUGUUUCGAGAAUCAAAGCACCAGAAGGAGAGAGUCAACCAAGUGUGGAAGUUGAAUUAUUUAUUUCGGCUGAAAAAGUUAUGGUCUUGAAUUCUGAUUUAAAAGAAAUCAUGAUGGAUCAUGAAUUGAAAUCGAUAUCCUAUAUUGCUGAUAUAGGAAAUCUUGUGGUGCUUAUGGCUCGAAGAAAACUUCCACAAACAAUCCCAAGCAAUAAUGAUGAUGUCGUUGGCAAUACAAAGCAACGAAAACCGAAACUGAUUUGUCAUAUAUUUGAAAGCAGUGAAGCGCAAAUUAUUGCGCAAUCAAUAGGCCAAGCCUUUCAGGUGGCUUAUAUGGAGUUUUUAAAAGCAAACGGAGUAGAAGACCACAGUUUUAUGAAGGAAUUAAAUUAUCAGGAAGUGCUUAAUAGUCAAGAGCUUUUGUGUGACGAAUUGGAUCAUUUUUCAAAGAAAGAAUUGCAGAAAGAAGUUGUCGUUCCUAAAGCAAAAGGAGAAAUUCUCGGCGUUGUUAUUGUUGAAUCUGGUUGGGGAUCAAUGCUUCCAACAGUCGUGAUCGCAAAUCUCGCUUCAAAUGGAGCGGCUGCUCGAUGUGGCCAACUCAAUAUUGGUGAUCAAAUCAUCGCGAUUAAUGGAUUAAGUCUCGUUGGACUUCCACUUUCGCAAUGUCAGUCAUUCAUAAAGAACACGAAGAAUCAGACUGUAGUCAAGUUCACAAUCGUACCGUGCGCUCCUGUGGUGGAAGUAAAAAUCAAAAGACCAAACACCAAAUACCAGCUGGGAUUUAGCGUGCAAAAUGGCGCCAUCUGUAGUCUUUUGAGAGGCGGCAUUGCUGAGCGCGGGGGAAUUCGUGUCGGUCACCGCAUUAUUGAAAUAAACAAUCAGAGUGUUGUGGCUGUUCCACAUGAAAAAAUCGUUACUCUUCUUGCAACAUCUGUUGGCGAGAUUUCCAUGAAAACGAUGCCAACAUCAAUGUUCCGCUUGCUUACUGGCCAAGAGAAUCCGACUUUUAUUUAAAGUGACUUCGGCUUUGCUGUGUCUUUGAAUAGAUAAUUUAAUUCUUAAAUGUGAACAGCUUUAGCUUCGGAAAACAUGAAAAAUUAUCCCCAAGAAUUUUUAAGAUCUUUUAAGAAAAAAGAAAUAAGUUUUAGGGUUUGAUAUUUACUGUCAUGUGAUUGCGUGUGUGUUGAAGUAUCAAAUUCGCAUGUUGAUUAAAGUUUUUGCAGUGUUAAUAAGAAUUUUGGAAAGUCAUGUUUUUCACGUUAUUAGUGAAAUUUAUAAAAUGACAUUUUUAUAACAAAAUCAUAUCUUUAUACAUAUAUGUAUGCAGUGAUAUAAAACGGAUUUUAUAUUGAUUAAAAUAGAAAUUAUGAAAGACAGAAUUGCUGACUCGUUAACUGGCAAUAAAAAUAAUUGAAAAGAAAAAAUGUUGAAAAAAGAAUUUUUCGUCGGCAAUUUUGGUUUUGAUAAUUUCUAUUUCAUGCUCUUUCACAAUGGCAAACCCUACAUGAGAAAAGCCUUUAUAGCAAUAUUAAUGUUUGAGAAAAAAAACGUACUUUACUAUGCUUUAGCGUAUAUGGAUAAAUAUUAUAUUUAUUUAUAUAAUGAGAGUAAAUUAAAUAAAGUGUGUAAACAUUCUAAUUGUCUGUUACAUAAAAGAUUAA